Galeopterus variegatus (Sunda flying lemur) is the source of this 3193-nucleotide messenger RNA. RefSeq names its product frizzled class receptor 5 (gene FZD5). Gene Ontology annotation, cellular component: plasma membrane. Bases 385 to 2145 code for a protein of 586 amino acids. Lineage: Eukaryota; Metazoa; Chordata; Mammalia; Dermoptera; Cynocephalidae. The record is from RefSeq and is a predicted model, not a curated record. Gene Ontology annotation, molecular function: Wnt-protein binding; Wnt receptor activity. The transcript has 2 exons. Gene Ontology annotation, biological process: non-canonical Wnt signaling pathway; canonical Wnt signaling pathway.
UACCCAGCCUGUCGCUAAACUUUCCCGGCGCGGGCCCGGCUCUGAGUCGCUUUUCUGAGCGGAGUGUCCCAGGGACGGAGGACCCAGGCUGGCUGCAGAUUAUCUGUUCCUCUCGGCGGGAUCCGCAGAGAGUCCUUUCCCUGGAUUUGGAGCCCUAACCGUUCCUCCCCAGCCUUAUCCGGCGAGGUGCUGAGCGCUGCCAGCGGAGGCAGCGCCUUCCCGAAGCAGUUUGUUUUUGGACGGAUUUCUUUAAGAGAAAAAGAAACCAACAGGUUGCUAGCCCCGGCGCCGCACAAGAGACGCCGGAGAGGCAAGCCCCGGCCCCGGAUUCCUCGGGCUGCCUUGGCCCCUCGCGGGCUGCGGGAGGCGGGGAGGGAGGGGGCGAUGGCUCGGCCUGACCCGUCCGCUCCGCCUUCGCUGCUGCUCCUGCUCCUGGCUCAGCUGGCGGGCCGGGCGGCGGCCGCUUCCAAGGCCCCGGUGUGCCAGGAAAUCACGGUGCCCAUGUGCCGCGGCAUCGGCUACAACCUGACGCACAUGCCCAACCAGUUCAACCACGACACGCAGGACGAGGCGGGCCUGGAGGUGCACCAGUUCUGGCCGCUGGUGGAGAUCCACUGCUCGCCCGAUCUGCGCUUCUUCCUAUGCUCCAUGUACACGCCCAUCUGCCUGCCCGACUACCACAAGCCGCUGCCGCCCUGCCGCUCGGUGUGCGAGCGCGCCAAGGCCGGCUGCUCGCCUCUCAUGCGCCAGUACGGCUUCGCCUGGCCCGAGCGCAUGAGCUGCGACCGCCUCCCGGUGCUGGGCCGCGACGCCGAAGUCCUGUGCAUGGAUUACAACCGCAGCGAGGCCACUACGGCGCCCCCCAGGCCCUUCCCGGCCAAGCCCACCCUCUCAGGCCCUCCAGGGGCUCCGGCCUCGGGGGGCGAGUGCGCCGCCGGGGGCCCGUCGGUGUGCAAGUGCCGCGAGCCCUUCGUGCCCAUCCUGAAGGAGUCGCACCCGCUCUACAACAAGGUGCGGACGGGCCAGGUGCCCAACUGCGCGGUGCCUUGCUACCAGCCGUCCUUCAGCCCGGACGAGCGCACGUUCGCCACCUUCUGGAUCGGCCUGUGGUCCGUACUGUGCUUCAUCUCCACAUCCACCACCGUGGCCACCUUCCUCAUCGACAUGGAACGCUUCCGCUACCCUGAGCGCCCCAUCAUCUUCCUCUCAGCCUGCUACCUGUGCGUGUCGCUGGGCUUCCUGGUGCGCCUGGUCGUGGGCCACGCCAGCGUCGCCUGCAGCCGCGAGCACAGCCACAUCCACUACGAAACGACGGGCCCCGCGCUGUGCACCGUCGUCUUCCUGCUGGUCUACUUCUUUGGCAUGGCUAGCUCCAUCUGGUGGGUCAUCUUGUCGCUCACCUGGUUCUUGGCGGCUGGCAUGAAGUGGGGCAACGAGGCCAUCGCGGGCUAUGCUCAGUACUUCCACCUGGCCGCCUGGCUCAUCCCCAGCGUCAAGUCCAUCACGGCGCUGGCACUGAGCUCCGUGGACGGGGACCCGGUGGCCGGCAUCUGCUACGUGGGCAACCAGAACCUGAACUCGCUGCGCGGCUUCGUGCUGGGCCCGCUGGUGCUCUACCUGCUGGUGGGCACGCUCUUCCUCCUGGCGGGCUUCGUGUCGCUCUUCCGCAUCCGCAGCGUCAUCAAGCAGGGCGGCACCAAGACGGACAAGCUGGAGAAGCUCAUGAUCCGCAUCGGCAUCUUCACGCUGCUCUAUACGGUGCCCGCCAGCAUCGUGGUGGCCUGCUACCUGUAUGAGCAGCACUACCGCGAGAGCUGGGAGGCCGCCCUCACCUGCGCCUGCCCGGGCCCCGACGCCGGCCAGCCGCGCGCCAAGCCCGAGUACUGGGUGCUCAUGCUCAAGUACUUCAUGUGCCUCGUGGUGGGCAUCACGUCGGGCGUCUGGAUCUGGUCCGGCAAGACGGUGGAGUCGUGGCGGCGCUUCACCAGCCGCUGCUGCUGCCGUCCGCGCCGGGGCCACAAGAGCGGCGGCGCCAUGGCCGCCGGGGACUACGCCGAGGCGAGCGCGGUGCUCACCGGCAGGACCGCGCCUCCCGGCCCCGCCGCCGCUGCCUACCACAAGCAGGUGUCCCUGUCGCACGUGUAGGAGGCCGCGGCCUGCCGAGGGACCCGGGCCGGAGAGCUGAGGGAGGGGGAUGUUUGGUUUGGGAGCUUUGCCAAGGUCACUUCCGUUUACCUUCAAGGUGCUGAGGCCCCUCCCGGGGCAGCUUGGAGAGGGAAAAUGGGCAGUUCCCAAGGAGUACCUGUCCCAGCUCUUCUCAAAGGGACUCAGCUGACGUGUACUCUAUUUUGCGUUUCUUACUGCCUUCUUUAGGAGAACCCUGUUUUUAAUUUAUAUGUAUUUUUAACUUGGUUGCAUUUUGGCAACAAAAUUUACCUUUGCUUUGGGGGCUUUACAAUCCUAAGGUGAUGAAGUUCCACUUGGUUCAGGUUUCUUUGAACUGUGUAGUCUAAAUUGGGAAAAUAUAUUUCCUGUACGUGUGUCUUUAAAAAAAAAAACGACAACCGUGAUCAGUGAAAGUUUGGGUUGCUGUGAAUGGGAAGUUGUCGGGUGUGCUUUUCAGUUCGUUCCUCCUUCCAUUACUUAAAAGUGUCCAAGAUGUUUUAAGGUGAGCUACUUCUCCCUGUUUAUAGCCGCAAGUCAUACCAAGGAGGAGAGUAUAAAGACCUCCCCAAAGUGACAAGGUUAAGAAGCGCUUAGCAGUUUUGUGUUCAUCCUUAGCUGUUUAGCCAGCUUCAGUUUUCUUUUCUAGAGUGUUUGUAAUCAUUCUCAUUCUUAACAGCGCUGGCGUUGUGUCUCGGAUAAAUAAUGAAAUAAGUAAGCGCAGCAUUAUAGUGUCCCGUGUAAAUAUUUGCAAUAUUGAGAACCUAAGGGAUGGUGAUUGGUUGAGCUUGAAUUCUGUCUAGACUGUGGGAUGGCAGCUUUGUGUGAGAGAGGGAGUGUGGGUGGUUCUUAACAGCUUCAGUGAUCCCUAUUCUUGUUAAAAAGGAACUUGUUUUAUAAUUUUGGUAAAAGUGUAAACCCACUCCCUUCUUCUGGAAGUACUUAGUGAUAGUUGUUUAAGGGUGCUCUUUUUUAGGUUUAAGGACUAAAAUGGAUAUACUUCCAGUAAUUAAAGUAAAUGUCCAACACU